This is a messenger RNA of Limulus polyphemus (Atlantic horseshoe crab), 5522 nucleotides long. RefSeq names its product protein polybromo-1-like (gene polybromo). The record is from RefSeq and is a predicted model, not a curated record. The transcript is spliced from 43 exons. Gene Ontology annotation, biological process: chromatin remodeling. Gene Ontology annotation, cellular component: RSC-type complex. Lineage: Eukaryota; Metazoa; Arthropoda; Merostomata; Xiphosura; Limulidae. Gene Ontology annotation, molecular function: protein binding; chromatin binding.
CGUAAUUACUGUUUGGCUUUGUUUCAAGUUGUUCAGCUAAGUUUUCUGUUUAGGUUAUUGAUCUAUUGUGUGAAGUUCAGCUGUUUAUCUACGAAUGCCAAAACGAAAAAGGAUUCAUGGGAGUGAAGACAGUAGAGAAGAUGGUGAAGGGUCGAACAAAAGAAGGAAGGUUCAGGUGGAUGUUCCCACUCAUCUGACACGUCUUGAACAGGGAGAGAUAUGCCAGGAACUCUAUGAUACCAUACGAAACUUCAAAACUGAAGAUGGCCACUUACUUUGUGAAACCUUCAUUCGAGCACCAAAAAGGAGGAGCUUGGCUGAUUACUAUGAUGUGGUCAGUGUACCAAUGGAUCUUUUAAAAAUCCAGCAGAAAUUGAAAACAGAAGAAUAUACUGAAGUUGAGCAAAUGACGGCUGAUAUAGAACUUAUGGUGAAUAAUGCAAAGGCUUACUAUAAGAAAUCAACCCAGGAAUACAAAGAUGCUUGUGAUCUGUAUGAUCUUUACAUGGAAACAAAACUGAUGUGCUCUUAUCCAUAGCUGGAGACCAAAGAAGAGAUGAGUCUGAAACAGUAAGUCUAUGAUACACUGUCAAAUCAAGGAGAUUUCUAUGAAGAAGAUAAUCCAUUUGAAGAAUUGUUUACAGCUGUUAUGACUGCAACUGAUCAAGAUGGUCGCUCAAUUAGUUCAUUGUUUCAACUAUUACCAUCAAAAACGCGCUACCCUGAGUACUACAGAGUAAUCAAAGAACCAGUUGACUUGAAGACAAUAGCAACCAGAAUACAAAAUAACAGUUACCCUACACUCACAGAUUUAGAGAGUGACCUACUUCUUAUGGUUAAAAAUGCUAAACUAUUCAAUGAACCAGGCUCACAGAUUUAUAGGGAUGCAGCUAACUUGCGAAAAAUUAUAGUCAACAAAAAGCUUGAAAUCGAACAAAGAAAAGUCACCCCUGCAAAGUCAAGUGAACGUAUUAGGGCCAGAAGAAUGCCAGCUGGACAAAAAUGGUCAGCAAUCACUGCGGCUUUACAGUAUGAAUCUGACAUGGAUGACCGUGCCAGUUCAGUUGGUGGAGGAGAUGGUGAAGAUGGAAUUGAUGGUGUUGAUGAAGGAAAUGACUCUGGUCCAGAAGAUGCAGACAACAACCCUCAGUGGCAACUGUAUGAAACUGUUAAAACCUACCAGAGCCCACAGGGUGUUGUUCUGUCGGAGCCGUUCAUGAAGCUGCCACCAAGAAGAAUCUAUCCAGAUUAUUACAGAGAAAUAAAAUUACCUAUGUCACUUUUCAAGAUCAAAAGAAGAAUUAAGUCUGGUAGAUACCGCAGUACAAUGGAAGUAGUUGAUGAUAUGAAUUUGAUGUUUGAAAAUGCUCGGAAAUAUAAUCGUCCAGAUUCCAAAAUAUUCAAGGAUGCAGUGAAACUCCAAAAAGUCAUGCAGGGCAAGGCCAGGGACUUGAUAAACAUUCAUAUGAAGGAUUCAGACAGUGAUGGAGAUGGUGAUGAUAGAACUCCUAAGAGAAAAGUAAAGAAAGGGUUUUUCAUUACACCUGGUUCUGAUGGAAGGAAGAGCAGGAGGAUUUCUGAAGGAGAACUUCCAUUGAAAAAGAAAUUAAAGAUAUUAUACAAGACACUUGUUGAUUAUGUGGACGAUUUUGGGCGGCCAUUGAUAACCAUGUUUAUGGAGAAACCUUCCAAGAAGGACUAUCCAGAUUAUUACAAGAUUAUUUCAAAUCCAGUUGACAUGAAAACAAUUGAAUCAAACAUUAAGAAUGAUCGGUACAAUUCUGAAGAAGCUCUGGUUGCAGAUUUUAAAUUAAUGUUCAACAACUGUCGCCAUUACAAUGAAGAGGGUUCUCAAAUCUUUAGAGAUGCAGAAACACUGGAAAAGGUGCUUUUAGAUAAAGUUCAUGAAGUUGGUUGCUAUGGAGAUUUAGGUAAAGGUGGAAAGUCCUUUAAUAGAAAAACAAAUGAGGAAAUAGCAAGAGAGCAGCUUUUUGGAGACAAAGGAAGAGGAAGGCCAUGUGGUGUAAUAAAUCAGAAGCUACGAAGUUUGUAUGACACUGUGAAAGAGUAUACAGAUAACAGGGGAAGGAAAUUGUCUGUUAUUUUCAAUAAAUUACCAUCCAAGACAGACUAUCCUGACUAUUUUGAAGUGAUAAAACGCCCUAUAGAUCUGGACAAAAUUGGAAGUCGUGUGAGAAAUGGGUACUAUGAUAACUUGGAAGAGCUCAUUGCUGACUUUCUGCUUAUGUUUGACAAUGCAUGUCAAUAUAAUGAACCAGACUCCCAGAUUUAUAAGGAUGCCCUGACUCUUCAGAGGAUUGCUCUUCAAACUAAACAGGACUUGACAGAGGAUUUGGAAGAUGGAGUUCCUGAUGUAAAAGCUCUGGUGCAAGAACUGAUAACAAACUUGUUUAUAUCUGUGUAUAACCAGCAGGAUGAAGAAGGUCGUUGUUACAGUGAUUCAAUAGUAGAAUUCUCAGAAACAGAGAGCUCACUGGAACCUCAAGAUCCUCAAAAGCCACUUUCACUUGAUAUGAUUAAGAGGAACCUGGACAGAGGUCGCUAUCGUCGACUGGACCGCUUUCAAGAAGAUGUUUUUGAAGUAUUUGAACAAGCCCGCCGAAAGAACAGAACUGAUUCUCAAGUAUUUGAAGAUUCUGUAGAGCUUCAGUCAUUUUUUAUAAAGAUGAGAGAUGAACUUUGUAAGAAUGGAGAGUUAUUGAAAUCUCCCGCUCUUCACUACAUUGAAAGUGAUCUUCAGACUAGUGUAGAGGCUCUAAAGUCAGAAAAGUUACCCAAAGAACAGCAAGAAGCUGAGAUGGAACCUCGACAAGAAAAAGUAACUAGCAGGAAAGAAGAAAACGAAGUGAAAAAAAAUUACAUCAUGAGUUCAGUGAACACUACAAUACAAAAUGUUUUGUUUUAUCUUAAUGUUUUUUAUUUUAUUACAUACAGAGAAAAAGCAAUGGAACCGCAUAUCAUCCACAUUUCUAAGUUGCGGAGAGACAGUGAGGGUGAGCAAUGGAUCUAUGGAUGUUGGUUUUAUAGACCUAAUGAAACUUUUCACUUGGCUACCAGGAAGUUUCUUCAGAAAGAAGUUUUCAAAAGUGACAACUACAACAGUACUCCACUUAAUCAAGUCCUGGGGAAAUGUUAUGUCAUGUUUGUUAAAGAAUAUUUCAAACUGAAACCAGAGGGGUUUGAUGACAAAGAUGUAUAUGUUUGUGAAUCUCGUUAUUCUGCUAAAGUUAAAGCUUUCAAAAAAAUAAAGAUCUGGAGCUUCACUCCAAAUGAAUACAUUCAAAUUGUUUCUCGAGAAGAACCACUACCAAUUGUCCGUGUUCCAUCUGUGUUUAAGGAUGGUGUAGAAAGAUUCAAGGAGGAAAGCAUGGAUUAUGAUGACACAGACUUGAAGGUUAUUGAAAGACAGAAACCAAAUAUUCUUUGUGAGACCCAAAAUGAAGGAGAUUCUAAGAUAUAUUAUGAACAGUUCAGUAUCCCAUCUGGAGCAUAUAAACUAGGUGAUUGUUGCUAUGUACGUACAGAACAGGGUCGAACAUUGAUAGGAAAGAUUGAUCAGAUGUGGGUGGACAAGGAAAGUGGACAUGCCUAUUUCCAUGGGCCUUGGUUUGUUACUCCACAAGAAGUUCAACAUCCUCUCAACAGGUUAUUCUACCGCCAGGAAGUCUUCCUAAGCUCUAUUGAAGACACCAACCCUUUACUGAGUGUUGUAGCCCGCUGUGCUGUUUUAGAUGUAAAGGAUUACAUUGUCUGUCGGCCAACAGAAAUUUCUGAGAAAGAUGUGUUUAUUUGUGAGUCAAGGUACAUGGAAAAUGAACGUCAAAUUCGUAAGCUUUCUAAAGGUUUAAAGAAACCAGUUCUCUCACCACAAGUUACAGAAGAUGAAUUUUAUUUCUUCAGAAAGCCAAUCAAUCCUCAAAAGAGUGAUGUUCGUAGUGGAAACAACGUUCGCAAAACUCUACCAUCAAAAGUAUUGAGCACAGUUGAAAUGUCUCCACUGAUGUAUAGAGCUGGUAUUGAAACCGAUAAUGAAGAAUCUAAUGACAUUCCUCCUCCUACCACUCCCCGAGAUGACCAAGAAUCAAUGUCCACUCCAUUGUCCACCACUAAGAAGGUAAGGCUACUCCAAGGAUUGGGAUCAACUCCAGUGUCAACAACUAAGAAGACAAAAUCUGUCAAAAGAAUAGUCACAGGAUACAUAUUAUUUGCCUGUGAAGUUCGUAAAAGAGUUGUUACUGCUAAUCCUGAUCGUACUUUUGGGGAAAUUAGUCGUUUAAUUGGAGCAGAAUGGAGAAAUCUUCCUGCAGCUACAAAAGCAGAGUACGAAGAACGAGCUCAGAAACAAAAUGAAGAAAUGGCUGCCAAGGAAACAACGGAGAGUGGGCCUCAGUCCCCAGCCUCAGGACAUGGAGAUAGCAAAAGCAGUAACUUGGCUGGAGCAGAAAAAGGAGAGAAUACUGUGUAUGAGUGUUCUUGGGAUAGCUGUGAUCACCAGUUUGAAGAUCUUCAGGAUCUUAUUGAUCAUCUCUUAACUGAACCAAAUGGUCAUGUUCACUUGACCUAUAAGGGGGCAAAGGGUAAAGAGGGAGAAUACCAAUGUUUAUGGACAAACUGCUCAAGAAUAAAGAAAGGAGUACCGCCUUUCCCUAGUUUCCAGAGGUUGUUAAGGCAUCUAAAAGAAGUGCAUCUUAAAACAUCCUCUAAACAAGUGCUUCCUGAAAACAGAAAUAGGAAUUUCUUACCUUCCCAACGAAAUGGAAAAUCUGGAAGUAGUACAACACCUGGAUCAAAUUCAGCGGCUUUUCUGUCGGGGCCCUACUCAGGGCAGCCUUCUGGCCCUGGAACACUGUAUAGUCCUCAAGCUACCCCAAUGUAUCCUGGAAUGUAUUCCUCACCUUAUGUAACACAAGGUCAUGGAGGAUACAGCCAUAGACCAGCACCUCCUAUCUUUGUUUCCACACCACCUCGUACACAGCGCCUACUUCACUCCAGUAUCUACAUUAAGUAUAUUGAAGGACUGAAGGGUGAUAGCAGACAUAUAAGUGACUGGGAUGCACAACUAAAAGCUACAAAGGAUAACACAACAGUGAGUGACCCACAUCGCCUUCCUGUCCAAUGGCUGGCAAAUGGAGCGGGAAACCAUGGUAAUGUUGUCAAUGCAUUCUGGGCUUUGCGGGAUUUCAUGCUUCGAGAUGCAUUGAACAUUUCUAAAAUAUUGUAACAAAUAUUCAAACAAAGUAGCUCUUAUCUAUUGAAAUACUGUGUUGAUUUUUCUUUUACAAAAAUUGAUCUGUAUCAUGCAUGACUUCAUCAUUUUAUAGUAAUACAAAGACAUAAAAUUGAGUUGUUUUGUAUUGUACUCUUGUCUUAGCAAAACAUUCAUGUGUUCAAAUACUUGUGUAAGUUUUGUUUGUCAUUUUUACAAAAGGAUGUAAUACUCCCCUAGAAAUGAAAUAAAAUAUUAAAAAAAAAAUGUGUGUUACCAGAAUAACUUUUCCAUG